GCGUCGCUCCGGUGGUGAUGUGAGCUGAGCCGGCGGGACGCCGCAGAGGAGCUGUCCGUCUGUCGAGGUGCUGAUGCGGCUGUGACAGAAGCGAGCAUGGCUGCCGGGAAGUUGCUGCUGUACGCUGGGCUCUCUCUGUCUCUGUGCGCCCUGGGCAUGCUGGCCGUGGCGAUGUGCUCCGACCACUGGUACGAAACCGACGCCCGGAGGUACCGGGACCGCUGCCGGAGUUUCUCCAGCCGUAAGGACCCGGGCUUCAUCUACAUCCCCAACAACAGCCUGCCGCUGCGGGCCAGCCGGAGCAGCCCGCCCCGCUGGGAGGAGAAGCUGCUGCUGGCCCGGAACCGGCGGCAGCUGUUCGCCAUGAGCACCGCGGAUGAGUGCAGCCGGCAGUACAACUCCACCAACAUGGGGCUGUGGAGGAGGUGCCACCGGCUCGGCUUCGACCAGGAGAUAGAGGACCUGAUCCGGAAAGGUUCCAUCACACGCUGCUCCUACAUCAAGUAUCACUACUCCUCGGCUACGAUACCCAAAAACCUCUCGUUCAACAUCACCAAGACGAUAAGGCAGGACGAGUGGCACUCCCUCCACUUGCGGAGAAUGACGGCGGGCUUCAUGGGCAUGGCGGUGGCCAUCAUCCUGUUCGGCUGGAUCAUCGGCGUGCUCGGCUGCUGCUGGGACAGAGGACUCAUGCAGUACGUGGCCGGUCUCCUCUUCCUCAUGGGAGGGACCUUCUGCAUCAUUUCUCUCUGCACCUGCGUGGCUGGUAUUAACUUCGAGCUGUCCCGUUACCCACGGUACCUGUACGGUCUGCCUGACGACAUCGGCCACGGCUACGGCUGGUCCAUGUUCUGCGCCUGGGGCGGCCUCGGCCUCACCCUCAUCGCCGGCUUCUUCUGCACCCUGGCCCCGUCUGUCCAGCCGAUCCCUCGGUCCACCUGCCCCAAGUCCCGACAGGAGAACGGCACCGUCUGCUAAGAGCGGCACCACCAGACGAUGACUGAAGCGCAGAGCGACAGAGAAACUGUUCCACAUCCUCAUCCGUCCGUCCGUCAUCCCCCUCUCCUGGGUAUUUUUUUUAUCGGUGUGUGUGUUUAAAAAAUGUCUUGAUCUUGAAAAUAACAAAAAACUGAAGGACUUAAGAAAUAUUAUCAAAAUUUGAAGUUGUGCUUGUUUUGUUGUUGUGGAGCAAACGCUGAAAAGGACCAUGUGAGAACUCUGAGAGGAACCCACGGCGACCCACUGACUAAUGCUGGACUCUGAUUGGUUGGAGGUCUGAUGGACUUGUCUCCCGUGGUGAGGAGAGCUUUGGGAGUGUUGGUUUAAGACAGUCAGGUGUUUGGUCGAGACCCAAGGAAGUGUCUUGUGAACUAUUGAAGCUUCUUACGGGACGGACUAUAAGAAGACCAGACCCCAAACUCUGGACCAGCUGGUCUUGGAUUAUGUGUUCAGAUCCUCGGUCCCUUCGUUGUUGGGAUCUUGGUAGCUUGGAGGUCUGGACCGCCUCUCUUGUACAUUACUGUACAGAAUACUCCAGAGACACCAGGACCCGUCAUGUUGGACCAUCUUCAUCCUCCUGUAGCUGAUCCCGAUCCGUCUGAUGAUCCCGAUCCAUCCGAUAAUCCGUUUAGCGUUUUCUACAUCCUGUUUCCUUUUUACUGACCUUCAUGUCGUGAACGAACCGUUGACUGUUCAGAGCAAAUGUGUUUGAGUUCUUCCAUUCUUGUCAUAGAGGUAAACUUGUGUUUGUGUGUGUGUGUGUGUGUGUGUGUGUGUGUGUGUGUGUGUGUGUGUGUGUGUGUGUGUGUGUGUGUGUGUGUAUGUGUGUGUGGGUGUGUGUGUGUGUGUGUGUGUGUGAGAAGGUGUUUGUUUUGCAGUCUCUUCUGAAAACAGUUGUAAAGAAUGAUCAAACUGAAGUGGAGUCCGCCUCUGAAGCUUUGAUCAAGAUGAUAAACUGGGACGAUGAAGAGGAUUUAAAGGAAGUCUGGAUUUAAAGCAACAAACCGAUCAGAAACUAUGAGCUCCCUCUGAACAUGUUCUCCUCCUCCUCCAGCUCUCAUGUCUCUAACAGCAUCAAAGCACAAGGUUCAAACAGCCUCAGUCUGAAUGAGACUCAGACUGCUGAAUCUGCAGGAAUCCUCCAGACCUGCAAACAUUCAGAAACACAAACACACCGAACACACACAGAAUACACACUGAACACACACCAAACACACACCAUCAGGAGCUCCGAUGUUUCUAUGCACAGAGAGAGAGAGCGUACACACAGGGACCAAACACAGCAGUGUCAGCAGAGCGCCAGAGAGCCUUCAUACAUACAGGUCACUAUCCACACAGUCAGACCAGAUCCAUCUGAUGAACCAAACCAGACCCAAACCUCUUCAGAAUCUCUCUCUGCAGUGAUCAGCUUCAGCUCAGUUCAUUUCAUAAUCUCUGCUGCGUUCACACUCAGUGUCCCUCGACUGAAGCAUUCAGACCCUAAAGUUUAACAAACUCUCCCUCAGUUUUUAGGUUGUGUCUGACAACGACACUAAAGGUGCUUUUCCACCAGAAGUUCCAGGAACUUUAAGCCCCCAGAACUAUACUCUUCCAGGAGCUAAAUGGUUCCUGUGGCCCCAUUGUUGUCUGCGGUUGGACCAGGGAGGUUAUACAAAUCAGAAAAAAGUAACUGCACUACACCACCUGACCAGUAGAGGGCAGUAAGAGAGAGAUGAAGGCAAUACAACAAAGAUGACACCAUAGAAGGAGACAGACAGGCCGACAUCAUUAAGAGCGAUGCUACAGUUAACCUGUUAGCAUGAAGGAAAUUACUGUUUUGCUGUUUUUGAUCCUGCUUUAUUGCAGAUGGAUUCAUUGAAUCAACACUUGGAAGUUGAUGAGCGCGAGUAGCAAAGACGUUUCAACAUGUCAGAGAUAGACUGGUGUUCCAGUUUAAAGAGCGACCCUGUUAACUCGAGACUCUCAGCAUCCCUCACAAAUGUCUUUAGAUGAUCAUUAAAUAUCUGAUGAGGAUAUUUGGACAUUUGAAUAAAAACUAAACUGGGAUGCAUUCCCAAGGACUCCUUCUGUGUUUCAACAGCUGUUGUUAACUUCACAAACACUAACAGGUCUCCAGUUUACAGGGUCACUUUUAAAACCUUAACACCGGGAGCUGACAGAGACGCAUUCACACUAUCAGGCUCCGAGAAGACCAAUGUUCAGGAGUUAUUAAACCAAGUGAAUCACAGAUGUGUGUGAUGUUAUUGUGGACGGAGGGGGAAAUAAAACACUGAGGGUACGUUCAGCAUUGCAGGCCCCGCCCCCAAAGUUCCAGGAAAUUUGGGGGCGGGGCCUGCAAUGCUGAAUGUUUCUGAUUAGUAAAAUUCUACCCCACCUGAACAGUGACUUUUCAAGGGGAGAUUAGAUGAAAUAAGACCCUGGUUCCUGCUGUUGAAAAGCACCAGUAAUUGAUUGACCCAUCAUAAUCUUCAGCAUUGCAGGCCCCGCCCCCUAAAGUUCCUGAACCUUUGAAAUGUACUACCUCCCGAGCAGGGACUUAUCAGGGGGAGAUUAACUACCCAGGAACUAAAUUUAGACCCUGGUUCCUGCGGUGGAAAACACCUUUAGUGUGGACGCUGCUGUAGAAACUCUCCAUGCUCUGGAGUUUGUGAGUUCAUUUCCAAACAAUUCUGUUGAUUCUGGAGAUCUUCAUCCAACAUUCAUGCUCGUCGCGCAGGGAUCCGUCGGCUGUGUUUAUUUUGUAAGAGAAAAGCUUUUCUGUCUCAUGUCAUGAAUUAAAGAGUCCAACCCUUAAGUGGAAGACCUGUGCAGUAUUAUCAAACAUCUAACGUGCCAUUCAGCAGCAGCUACAAAAAAAGGCAUCAUGACGAUCGACUAAAGCAAAAUGUGAUCAUACCUCAAGUCUAACCUCACCAUGCGAUGCAUUAAACUCUGUCAUGUUCACUCCCUCAGAGUUUGAGAGGCUGCACAUCUUCACGUCUGAUCUCAUCUGAACAUCUCAGACAGCUUUAACACGAUGAUCUAAUAAUCAUCUUCAAACAGCAGGUCUCUGCAGAUCAGAUCUUUAAUGUGCCGUUAUCUCAUCAUGGAGACGUUGCUCAGACUACACAGUGCAGGACGGCCAGCCUUUAAUCUGAUUAUAACGUAUUAAUAACAUCCUCAUCAUGAGUUCACUGUUGAAAGACUUCACUGAGAUAACCUGAUAGAGAACCAUUACCUCUGAGACAUAAUGAAGUCACAGCGUCAGAGGAAACACACAGCUCCGUUGUACAUCUGAAUAAGAUCAAUAAGAUCAAUAAGAUCAAUAAAUUAAAUAAGAACAAAAUUAGAUAAGAUCAAUGAAUUAAAUAAGAUCAAUAAGUUAAAUAAGAAACAAAUCUGAAGAAAACAGAUCUUGGAAAAUAUUUAAAGAAGUGAUGUGAGCAUCUUCAUUAGAGCGACAUGAGAGAGAUCAAUAACAGAAGUCUCUCCUCCAUUCAUCCUGUCAUCACAGUGAAAAUAGACUUUAAGGACUUUUAAAUAAAGUCUUUGAAUCUAAUGAAUUCAUAAACUAAAGAUUCAUUGGUUCAUUUUUUAAAAUGCUGAUUGAUAAAUAUUGAUCACUCUGGGCCUCCGUACAUCUCCAGGUUAAUGCCACAGACUCCUAUUGAUUCAGUCAGAGGAACAUCAUCAUCAUCAUCAUCAUGUAGAGAGAGGAAGAGGUGAGAUGAUUUUAUAAAUUAUAUCUAAAGAUCAUCAUACCUGACCCUGACACCUAGACUGGAUCUUUACUGAGCACAGUUCACUCUCUGCUGUCAGAUAAUCUGAUUCAAAGGAGAUUAUUCCUCAGAUUAUUGAUCCUUCAAACAUUAUCUUCAUCAUCAACUUAUCUAAAGGAUAAACAUGAACUCUGACGUCACAUUCAGAGAGAGGACGAGUAAAACUGAGACAGAGAGAGAGAACAAGAGAGAGAGACUGCAACUUCCACUGUGGACAAACCUAUCACCCUUUAACAUCAGUAACGUGUCUGUUCAGUAAACAUAACAUAGGAGAAAAAAAGGAAAUGUUCUACUGUGGAAUGUAAAAUCACAAUAAAUCUCGUCAAUGUGUUUAC
Notolabrus celidotus (New Zealand spotty) is the source of this 5092-nucleotide messenger RNA. It is a transcript of the gene tmem178bb, whose product is annotated as transmembrane protein 178B. The transcript has 4 exons. Lineage: Eukaryota; Metazoa; Chordata; Actinopteri; Labriformes; Labridae. Gene Ontology annotation, cellular component: membrane. The record is from RefSeq and is a predicted model, not a curated record. Bases 97 to 978 code for a protein of 293 amino acids.